AUGCAGUGCGGACUGAAAUUCAUGCAAAAUGCCGCAGUCUGUGAAAACUUAAUAAUCACUCGCAAAACGGCACAAACACAGGUGAGCGGAUGUAUCAACAUCGGUGACUCAUACUAUGGCCAGCUACGGCAUAUUGACGGAGACCUGAGUGUUGACCUCCCAGACUUGGAAAGGCCUAAUCCGGACUUUGAUGAUGGCAAUGCCUCUCAAUAUCAUUCUGCCUCACAAAUGUCUACGACUGGCCGGAGGGGGGCGAUUGCUUCGACUCCAACCCUGGCCGUUCUCCUUACUGACGGCGUGUCCACUAUUAAGGCAGUUGAGCUUGGCGUACCACGACGGCCCGUGGGCAGCAUCGACCUCAAGACCAAAUUUGCGCCUGGGAGGAAGGUACGCCUGCGCGGUCCGCUGAAUAUUCGCAAGGGUGUGCUGAUCUUGCCCUGCGGAUCCCUUUCCGCACAGAACGUGCCGGAAUCCCAAUUUUACAUCCUUGGUGGUGAGGUGAGAGAUUAUCUUGUGUAUAUAAAAGAUGAAAGUCAAAAUUUCAUGAUAAGAUGUUGA
Dibothriocephalus latus is the source of this 558-nucleotide messenger RNA. Lineage: Eukaryota; Metazoa; Platyhelminthes; Cestoda; Diphyllobothriidea; Diphyllobothriidae. The record is from the annotation of a GenBank genome assembly.